GCUCCCUGGGGUGUGUCUAUGGUAGCGCCUCUCCUCUCUCUCGUUGCCGUGCGUGUGUGGUGCGCGCCGCUGUUGCUGCCGCCGCCGCCUCCUCCCUCUGCCUCCUAUCUGCAUCUGCUGCAGAGCUUUAGCCAACACGCAUCUGUGCUCUCUGUCUUGUUUUCCCCGCUACCUUUCUGCUUUUGCCCACCACAAUUGUCGCUUUCUUCCUCUUUUUUUCCUCUUCUCUUCUCUUGCUGAUAAGGGAGUCAGAGCACACCUACAGCCGUGGAGUCUACGGGGAAAGAUGGGGCACUCACUAUUCGUCACUUUGGAGUAUUGAGGACGGCGAUGAACCGGAGGAGAGCGCCGGAUGGGAUAGGAGCCGUGAAACCCACAUCAUUCACCGCGGAUUGAGCAAGCCUCCCCUACCCUCCCUCCUCUCUCCCCUCACUCUCUGUCUCUCUCUAGUCUGCAGCCUCCAAGAACAGCCGCCGCAUCAUUUUUUCAGAGCAGCAGCACCCCCUCCUCCUCCUCCCUCUCUCUCUCUUCCCCAUCCUCUUUUCUACCCGUCUCCCUUUCUGCUGCUUGCACCACUGUGGGAAUGCAGCGAAGGUAAACGAAUCGUAAGGGGCUCCUGUUUUUUCUUCUUCUUCUUCUUUCUCUUCUCUCUCCUCCACCAAACACCGGAUCUAUUAUCACAGGGACGGACUGCAGUCAGACUGCUCUGGAGACACGCCGCUGUCAUUCCGGGAAAUCAGCGCGGGGUGGUCAGCGUAUGGAUUAGACCAGGAUCAAUUGGAUUUAGCCCGCUUCUCAGGGCACCACCAACAGCAACACCGCCCCAGUCUCAUUGGCAGAUCACAUCAGAUCCCCUUCUGCCCUGCCUCGUUUCAGUUUCGGUGGCUUUCACCGGCUUGGAUUAUCGACAGCUGGGGCGACUGAAAGGGUGGCCGUUCCUAAGGGCUGUGAGAGGCAAAGUUGGAGCAGCCUACAAAGACAUUGCAAGUGGGAAAGGGAACCCAUUAGUAGGCUGCACAUAAGCUACAGGCUCUAAUGUAAAGUAAACUCCGAUGAGACCCAAGAGUAGAGUGAUUUGAAGAACAAUCUGUGGCUUGUCUUUUGCCGACCUUAUUCGGCCGAUAAUCAUCCAGCUGAGUGGAGAAGGGUGCUGCCUUUAGCCUAGGUUGUUGGUCUGCGCACGAACACACACGCGUAUGGAUUUACAGCUCCAAUCUGAAGCUCGCCACGCAACGGAUCGAUAUCUUUCGGUUUUUUGCGUCGGCUUUUUAACAAGGGAGUGAAGCAUCCUGGGAUUUAUCAUCGCUUCGUUAGCGCUGAACUACAGUGAGGCGCCCUCCCCCGACCCCCCUCCCUCUUCCCCGCCUCUCUCUCUCUCUCUCACCUGUCCAUAACCUGUGUGCUUGUGUGUAUAUUCUUGUGCAUUUCUGUGUCUGUGUGAGUUUAUGUGCGUUUGGUUUGUUGUCCGCCAGAGGGAGUGUAGGUUAUAUUGCUCGUGUAUGCGUUUGAGUGCCGUGCCAGCUUUUAAUUAGUAAGCCUACACCUAGUACGUGACUGAGUAACUUCGGCUAUCUCGUGUCUGCUCUGCUUGUGGGUGCUUGUGCAUUAGUACGUGUUGUAUGUUGCUGCAUGAAGGCAUAUAGACCGGGUAUUGUGUGGGUACUAUUUACUUAAAAUGCACAGCAUUUCUUCUGCACCACUUGUCCUUCCUCUUACAUGCCAUUGUGUAAUUUGGCCACCUGUUUGACCUCCCCAGUACCUUAAAAGAGACAAAAAAAAACCUCCAGCAGGAUGAGCGAUCGUUCUGGUGCAAGCACUCUAGCAGCCAUGACGCUGGAGGAACCAGGGGCAGAACAGGCAUCUCCUCGAGCCCCGGGCCCUCUCCGCUGUGGCCCCUGUGCCGUGUGGCCUCGCCAGCAGACCUGGCUCUGUGCCGUGCCCCUAGUCAUGGGCUUUGUGGGACUGGGACUCAGUCUCAUGCUGCUAAAAUGGAUUGUGGUGGGAUCCGUCCAAGACUAUGUCCCCACUGAUCUAGUGGAUCCUAAAGGUAGUAUUGGACAGGAUCCUAUAUUUCUCUCUAAACCCAGUGCCAUGCCCAAGGGGCCUGACAUUUCCACUGCCACCAGUACUUUAGCAGCCUCUACGACAGCAAUGGUGUCAACUACCACGCCACUAGCUGCAGACGGUACCGCCCCAGCGCCAAGAACUAGAUCAGGGCCUCCAGCUAAUCACUCGGCCAAUGGCAGCACUGCCAAUGGAGAUGGCAACAGUGCCCCACACCUUCAUAACCGUGCUGGCACCCGCGUUAGCGGGACUGUUACCACUUCUGCUACUCGUGCCACCCGACUCACUCCACCAUCCAGCGGUAGGGAGGUCACCCCUCGAAGUAAUGUGAGAAAGGGAAACAGCAAUGGACGUAAUGGAGCUGUCAACUCCAAGCCAGGGCAGACUUCUCCUACCGUCACCACUACCACAUCUGUUACAACUACAGCUACACUGAAGGCCACUGCUAAGGUACAGCCGACCACCUCUCAACCGCCAGCCCCUGUCAAGCCCACGUCACGCUGGAAUCAUGGACGCCCAGGCAAGGGCCCGGCCACACGCCCACACCACCGCUUCCGGACGCCACUGGCCCCAACACAUCCCAGCCUUCGUUCAGAGGUCUUCAAGCCAUGUGUGGAAGACAAGGACCUAGCCUUUUGUCUGAACGAGGGAGAGUGUUCGAUCAUUGAAACGGUGGCUGGGGUUCACAGACACUGCAGGUGUAAAGAGGGCUACCAUGGACUACGCUGUGACCAGUUUGUUCCCAAGACAGAUGCUAUCUUGUCAGACCCAACGGAUGAACUUGGGAUCGAGUUCAUGGAGAGUGGUGACACCUACCAGAGGCAGGUGCUGUCCAUCUUCAGCAUUGCCUCGGGGAUCUGUCUUCUUGGAGUGGCAUGUAUGGCUCUCUACCGCCACAACAAGAGACACAGGGAGAAACUCCAGGCUCAUUUCUCCGACAGCCGCAGCCUGAGAGACUGUACCGUCAAUGCCUCCGGCCUCAUGUCCAAAUCUACCCCCAGACUUCAAUACAGCCUUCAGCUCCAAAAGAGUUGCACUUCUCACGGAUCGUCUGUUAAGGGCGGCAAAGUGGCACCAGGGGCAUCAACAGUAGCUCCACCUAUUCUCAGCAAAGCACUGUCUAAAGGGAAACGCUUCAGGAGUAGUUCGCUCUCCCUCAGCCCAGCCCUACAACGGAGAGAGACUAAUUACUUCAGGACUCCACCCAUUUCCAGAGGGAAACACAAAAUAUCCACAAAUCUUAUUGACGGAUCCAGAGUGGCGGGGCAUGUCUACAAACACUUGCAGGAGGAUGAGUCAUCGGACAUGGAGUCCAUAAGAAGGUGUGAUUCUGCCGGCGGAAGGGUCGGCGCCCUCCUGAGCAGGACCUCACUCUCUCACUUCACAGCCAGAAAAGGAUGGACUGAGGUCCCCUGCACCCGCCUCGAUAAAGGAACAACCUUCCUGCCACCCUCCCUCCGCACCCGAUCUGUGCCCAUCAUCCCUUCGCUCCAAGCGUGUGACCUUGAGGCCGGCCACCCGUUCACGAGUGACCGGAACCAAGCGGGGCUCUUUAAGUGGCACCCCGUGCUGGCUGGAAAGACGGGCCUCCCCGUUAGCAAUCCUCCCUCUCCCCCUGAAAGCGUCGUGCUGGCGACCAGUGUCAUGCCCACCAGCGUUAGCCCCCCGCCGCCGCCGCUUCUCUCCUGGGGUUGGAGAAGAAUCUCGGCUCUCCGCAAACACCCUGCUCCUUUGAAAUUACAGUGGAACUCGCGCAGGAGUUAAAACAGAAAAGCCUUUGCAGCCCCAUGAAAAGGUCUGGGUCUCACAGUGAGAUCCACCACGGUGGCACAAACACUCUUGAGACGAAGACGGCGCGGGAGUCAGAGGGGAAAAGUGUCCAGUAUUCUCCCAGAGUUCUGCACACAGGCAGCGGGACCAGAGGAUGGAAGGCAGCAGGCCAAAGAGAAGCCCGGGGACAGAGCCAAGGUCAGACAUCUCUUGUGUACGGAGGGGCAAACUUGGCCACCAAAGGACCCAUCUGCAGAGGAAUUGGAAACACUUAUGCCAAGCCCUCUGCGAGCUGAUUGGAUUAACUCUGUAAAGAGAAGACACCGUUUCCAAUAAAUGUAUACCUUUGCUGGUGGCUCAGUAUGGUUAGCAGGUGGGACCAUCUGUGUGGCCACAUGGACCAAUAACAGAUGGCCAUCAGUUUUCGAAAGAACACGAACAGAUUGAAUUCCCGAGGGGGAAAAAAAAAAUAUUGACACAAAAGACAUCAAAUUACAAAAGGAAAAGAGACAAACAAACACACAUUGUGAAUAAAUGUGACUCAAAAGGAAAACAAAACCAUGACUUGAGUGGGAGCUUGACUUAAACAGUGUAUUGAAAAAAAUGCCACUAUUACAAGGAGCUUCUACUUAGAAACCAAAAUAGUGUGUUAUCUCUAUGUUGUUUCUCUAUUGUAAAGAAAUGAAAUUAUAUAUGUCAUAUAAUAUAUGUCAUAUAGACAUAUAUAUAUUUGACAUACAAUUGUGACAAAAUAAAGACUAAGAUAACAGUGUUAAUUAUGGGCUUUAUUCAU
Oreochromis niloticus (Nile tilapia) is the source of this 4627-nucleotide messenger RNA. It is a transcript of the gene nrg3b, whose product is annotated as neuregulin 3b. Lineage: Eukaryota; Metazoa; Chordata; Actinopteri; Cichliformes; Cichlidae. Gene Ontology annotation, molecular function: chemorepellent activity. The coding region runs from base 1792 to 3828 and encodes 678 amino acids. Gene Ontology annotation, biological process: animal organ development; intracellular signal transduction; nervous system development. The transcript is spliced from 9 exons. The record is from RefSeq and is a predicted model, not a curated record.